Molecule: messenger RNA, 761 nt
Organism: Salvia hispanica
Lineage: Eukaryota; Viridiplantae; Streptophyta; Magnoliopsida; Lamiales; Lamiaceae
Product: small ribosomal subunit protein uS10c-like
Biological process (GO): translation
Cellular component (GO): ribosome
Molecular function (GO): structural constituent of ribosome; RNA binding
Source: RefSeq, a predicted model, not a curated record
CCCAAGUUUUGGAUAAAGAAAUUUCUGCAGAUAUCCAGAGGGAUAGAGCUCUUCAGAAUUCGAAAAUGGCUUCAAUUUCUUCGACUUUAGCUAUUCCUGUCUGCAAUUCUUCAAUUAUUUCCUCCAGACCGCAAGUUUCGUUCUACUGUUCGAACCCCUCGAAGUUUAUGGCGUUGAAGCCUUCUCGAAUCACUUCUUCGCGAGUUAUGGCUGCUCCUGAAGUCUUGGAAUCCAGUGCCGCUGCCGAGGAUGAGGCUCCUUCGGCUUCAGCAUUGAGCGUGGGUGCAGAUUCGGAUAAGGUUGCCCCUAAGCAGAAGAUUAGAAUCAAACUGAGAUCAUACUGGGUGCCCCUGAUCGAAGACUCCUGCAAGCAGAUAAUGGAAGCUGCAAGGACAACCAAUGCAAAGACCAUGGGUCCAGUGCCUCUACCCACGAAGAGAAGAGUGUACUGUGUUCUGAAAUCUCCUCAUGUGCACAAAGACGCGAGGUUUCAUUUUGAAAUUAGAACUCAUCAACGACUCAUUGACAUCCUUUACCCAACUGCACAAACAAUUGACUCGUUGAUGCAGCUCGACUUGCCUGCGGGCGUUGACGUGGAGGUUAAGCUCUAGAUAUGGUGGUGAUGUGAAAUGAAAUGUGAUUUCUUUGUAGACAUGAUAUUUAUUGCCUUUGUAAGUCUGAAGCUGAAUUCUGGCAGACAAAACGCUGCAUUUUGUUGUGUGAUAGUUGAAAUCUAUGGCAUCUCUUUAUUAUUAGUAGUA